Molecule: messenger RNA, 838 nt
Organism: Trichoderma harzianum CBS 226.95
Lineage: Eukaryota; Fungi; Ascomycota; Sordariomycetes; Hypocreales; Hypocreaceae
Exons: 1
Coding region: 218-751 (177 amino acids)
Source: RefSeq, a predicted model, not a curated record
AUGGUACAUGCCACUUCAGACGACUUUCGCAACCCAGCCCCAUCUCAGCUUGAGCUUUUGCACAAGCCAAAUGACAAGGGUUGUUUGUUUCUCUUUCUUUCCGGAUGCAGAACCGAGGCUCAUGUUGGGCAAUCGGACAUAAUACUGUUCAAGGCGGUGGUAGAAAUGCCAGUGUUGACACCCCCCGCUCGACUAAGGCAUCGCGCCGAUUCGUGGGAUGGUGGAGGUGAUGACGAUGCCUCGCCUUGCACACACCGGCGAAGACAACGGGCGGCAUUGGUUGCCUGUACCUGCUUUUAGAGAUUCACGUCUGACAUACGACGCUCACGAUGACGUGGUGAUCUGUCAUUGUAUGUAUCCGCUGUCUUGGCUCUGUAUGCAGAUCUUUGACUCGCUCAAGGAGAGCCAGACCAGAAUGCCAGAUUGGCCGGUUUUCUUCCCUGCUCCAUCGCCAAAAAUACUCGAAGUCUCGGCAGACACAGUGGAUUCGAACUGGCAUUUGCCCAAUGGAGCCCGCGGAUGGCGGGUGACCCAGUUCAUCUAUGUUAGCGGCCCUCCCCGCACUUUCAACCUUGAUCUGAGGGGGGGCUGCCGUCACACAACCAACAGCUCAGCACGCGCAACACUUUGUUUGGAUCUGCCAUCCAGACCUGUCUCGUUGCGCGAUGUGACGACAGUCGGCUGGCCUAGCCGUGCUCAACUGCAUGUCCGGACUCGUAUUGGCCUUCUCUGGGUGCUGCAUGAUGGCUAAGAAGCUGAGCUGCUGAUGCUACGUUGACCGUCCCACCGGCCGGUGCCCUCCUAGAUGUAAGGUGUCAAUUGUGAGUGCUGCGCAGAA